AUGGCUUCGAUGAUAGCUCCUCAGAUGGCCUUCCGUGCCCUUCGUACUGCUCCUCGUGCUGCCCCAUGGGCCAGGCUCUCUGCCCUGCCCCGCGCUCAGCCGGUCCUUCGUCGGUUCCUCGCGGCUUCUGCCCAAGAACAGCCGCGUCUGCGUCUGGGAUCAACUGCCCCCAACUUCAAGGCUUUGACCACCAAGGGCGAGAUUGAUUUCCACCAGUUCAUUGGGGACAGCUGGACCAUCCUCUUUUCCCACCCAGCCGACUUCACCCCCGUCUGUACGACCGAAUUGGGCGCCUUUGCGAAGAUGAAGGAUGAGUUUGAGAAGCGUGGCGUGAAGAUGAUUGGCUUGAGCGCCAACGACAUUGGUUCUCACGGCGAGUGGAUCAAGGAUAUCAAUGAAGUUGCUUCGACUGACGUGCAGUUCCCCAUUAUUGCCGACGCCGAUCGCAAGGUGGCUUUUCUCUAUGACAUGAUAGAUCAGCAGGAUCUGGACAACAUCAGCGAGAAGGGCAUCGCGUUCACCAUCCGCUCUGUCUUCAUCAUUGACCCCAAUAAGAAGAUUCGCCUGACCAUGAUGUACCCUGCUUCGACCGGCCGCAACUCUGCUGAGGUGUUGCGUGUGAUUGACUCUCUUCAGACUGGCGACAAGAAGGGUGUCACUACUCCGAUCGACUGGCAAGUGGGCGAUGACGUGAUCGUUCCUCCGUCGGUCUCCACCCCAGAUGCGAAGAAGAAGUUUGGCGAGGUGCGCGAGGUCAAGCCCUACCUGCGGUACACCAAGUUCUAG
This is a messenger RNA of Penicillium pulvis, 786 nucleotides long. Its product is annotated as peroxiredoxin. Lineage: Eukaryota; Fungi; Ascomycota; Eurotiomycetes; Eurotiales; Aspergillaceae. Gene Ontology annotation, molecular function: thioredoxin peroxidase activity. The transcript has 3 exons. The record is from RefSeq and is a predicted model, not a curated record. Gene Ontology annotation, biological process: cellular oxidant detoxification; cell redox homeostasis; cellular response to oxidative stress. Bases 1 to 786 code for a protein of 261 amino acids. Gene Ontology annotation, cellular component: mitochondrion; cytosol.